This is a messenger RNA of Closterium sp. NIES-67, 9231 nucleotides long. The record is from the annotation of a GenBank genome assembly. NCBI's taxonomy places the organism in Eukaryota, Viridiplantae, Streptophyta, Zygnematophyceae, Desmidiales, Closteriaceae.
GAAUGCACAUAAUCACCUUGCUUCUCAUGGCAUAAUUAGCCCUCAUAUUCGCCUUGCCAGACCAUGGUUGCACGCACGCGCGCGCAGGCCGUGUGUCCUUCUUUCACGCCAUUCAUCAUGUAACCCUGUCCCUAAUGCCUGAGCCGUAGUCUCACUGGCUGUCAAGUCGCAGAACCCCGCAAAUCGACGACUGCAUUCCCAAAAUGGGUCGCAAUUCCGUGAGUAGCGACAAACCCACUGGCACGGUCAACCCUAACUCUAACCCUAGCAGUAGCCGGGCAAUGGGCCGGCAUAAGCACAGUUACAGUAUGGACUGUUCAACCACUUCCAAUCUCACACUUCCCCCGUCCGUCCCUAAGCCGAAGUCGCAAAACAACAGCCCAUGCGACAAUAGCGGCCACCGCGGCAGCGGCGGCGGCGGCGGCGGAGGGAGCAGGCAAUCGCCUCUCUCCGGUUCGGUCGCAGGCGUGCUGACGUCGUCGUUACGGGGCGGCGGAGGAGGAGGCGGAGGAGGCGGAAAGAAAUCAUGGAUGCCGAAUCUUAGUCCGCGGUUCCUCUGUUCCGCGGGAAUGCCGCCGGAUCUCCGCGAAAACGGCUACUUCGGCCAUUUAAAUCUCGAUGGCGACGGAUGCGACCUGGACGACGACGACGACGACAUUCGCGGUGGCGAAUUAGGUAACCGGUCGCGUAGCGAAGUCCUCAGGCGCGGGCCCGUCGCAGAAGACGCCGUCGACCUCAGCUGCAGCGGAGGCUACGCGCGCGCGAAAACCGACAUCCCACGCCACGCGCGGGCCAGAGCCUCCGCCGCCGCCGCAGCAGCAGCAGCCGCACCUGCACCCUCCCGCGCGCCUGUGCCGCGGAACCGUUCCGUAGACGCAGCUGCUAUAGGCGCGGCUCAUGGCGGGCCUCAAGGCGGGGCUCACGGUGCGGCGCACGGGGAAGCAAGAGGCGGAGCCAGCGCGAGCGCAGCAACGCUCGGCGCGCUGCAGCAGGAGGAGGCGGAGGAGAGCGAGGGCCGGUACGGUAGGGCUAGCUCCAUGCCUACUAUGCACCGGCGACGCAAGUCCCUAGGAGGCGGUCUGGUUUCCCUCGGGUCGCCAGGUGUUUCUUGCCUGCAGCCUAGGUCGUCUGAGGUGGACGAGGAGAUGAGGAUCCGCUUUACAGAAGGACCCGCUAUAAGCUCUAGGUCGAGCUCUUGUAGAAUGGGGGAUGUAGUGGAUGAUUCUCUAAGCUCGUGUGGUAGUGAUCGGUUUGGUAGUGGUCAGGUCGGUAGUGGGCGGUUUGGCAGUGAUAGGGUUGGUAGUGGUAGGUUCGGUAGUGGACGGUUAUCUAUGAAUUUUUCUGCCGGACGCGAGACUUCAAGGGAUGGGGCCUCAGAGUCUAGGGUGCGCCGAAGCUACUCAGGAGCUUCGGACAAGUACACAGACAGGCUCGGGGACAGGCCUGGAGACAGGUCUGGAGAGGCAUAUCCUGACAGGCGGGUUGAGCGGGUGUCGGAAGAAGGUCGAGCCUCAAGCAGUAUCACGUACAAAGGACGAGGUUCGCAAUCAGGACCGUUGAUGCCUCGAGAUUACGAACAAAUAGACGGUCGCGAUCCAGCAGGGAGGGAACGCACAGAGGAAGCUUCCACGCUCACGCACGGUCUCCGAUCCGGAAGCUUCACGUCCAGGGCCCACGCGGCACAAGACCGGCACGACGAGCGAGGGAACAGCGAUGGUUCUCGUCCUGCUGAUGGCUCGCAGCGUAGACUGCCAGCAGCAGAGCGGCUCAAGGCGCGGAGCUACAUCGGGCGGAGCUUCUCUGGUGGAGGGAUGGAAUCCAUGGCUGCUGCUUCAGCGUCUAUCCGCGCUGCGCUGAGGGCGUCCGUUCUCAGGAGCUCCUCAGGCGCGAGGGAACAGAAAGGGGGGAGAUUAGAUGGGGAGGGGAAAGCAGGAGGAAGCGGAGCAGGGGUGGGUGGGAAGCGGCUGGGAGGGGGAGGGGGGUCGGGGCGAUGGUCGAUUGGUAGGAGCUUCUCAGGUAGCCGUGCAGGCAGUCGUGAUGGUUCUGCUGCUGCUGCGUUGACUGCAGAUACUGGCGCUUGCAUUGGUGCGGAUGGGGGGGACUGCGUUGGUGGUGAUGGAAGGGACGCUUCAAGGGAAGCUGCACAGGAAGCUGCGCGGGAAGCUGCAAGAGAAGCUGCAGCGUUGGAAGGUGAUGGAGAGAGGUCGUCUAGGUCGUCCCUACGGCCUUCCUUGAGACCCAGUAGCAUGGAGAGAAGGGAUGGUGGCAGGAGAGGUGGGGUGGAGGAGGAGGAGGAGGACGAGGAGGAGGAGGAGGAGGAGGAGGACGAGGAGGAGGGAGAGGAGGGCGUCAACAGUGAGGAGGAGAGUGAGGAAGAGGAGGAGGAAGAGGGGGGAGAGGGGGGAGAGGAGGACGAGGGAGAAGACGAGGAGGGCGAGGAAGUGGCUGUGGGAAGGGGGCUGUGGGAGGAUAUUGAAGAGGAUGAUAAUAACGAGGAUGGAACCAGAGGGGCUGAGAUGAGCUUAAGGGGGCACGGCUGGGCAGGAAGAGGACCCGGGGAUCAGGAAAAUCACCCCAGCUGGAGCAGCAGGUUAGCGCCACAGAGCAGAGAUGAGGGAGAUGAGGAAGAAGAGGAGGAAGAGGAGGAAGAGGAGGGUGAGGAGGACGAGGAGGAAGUGGAGCAAGAGGAGGAGAAUGAGGGCAAUGAGGGCAUUGAGGACGAUGAGGACGAAAUGCAGGGCCCCGUCCCAGGCAAAGGAGGUGUGAGAGUGGAAGGUGCUGGUUGGCUUGAAGGGGGUUUUUACGGAACGUUUGAGUCAGCACAAGAGCCAGAACCAGGUGAGGGUGAAGGAGGCGGAGGGAUGGGCAGGAGGGUGCUGAUGGGAGCCCCCUCCCUCAACCCCGAUGCAAUCUUUGAGGAGCCUCAGCAAAGGAUGCUGAUAGGAGCCCCCUCCCUCAACCCUGGUGCAACGUUUGAGGCGCCUCAAGAAAGGGUGCUGGUAGGAGCCCCCUCCCUCAACCCUGAUGCAGCCUCUCAGGCGUUCUGGGUGAGCCUGAAAGACGGCAGGGGAGCGGACGUGUGGGAAGGCGGGGAGGGAGCAAUAGAAGAGGAGGAGGAGGAGGAGGAGGAGGAGGAGGUGGAGGAGGAGGAGGAGGAGGAGGAAGGGGAAGGGGAAGGGAAUGAGGGAGAUGGAGCGAGUGGGGUGUUUGACCUGGCUCAAGGGUUGCUGCGGGAGGAGGGGGGAGCCGGGGAAGAGGGAGAGGGGUUUGGGUUUGAUGGAGGGGGGAAGGGGAACUGGGAAGGAGGAUCAGGGGUUGCGAGUGGCGAUAGGAAGAGGCAGAAUCAAGAGGAGGGUGCGAGUCCCUGGCAAUCAGUGGCAGAUGCAGAGAGCGAGAUGAACGGUGUCUUCCGCACUGAGAUGCUUUUCAGAGGCAGCCAAAGCCUUGGAGGCCCGGUAACCCAGGUGGAGCUGAGAGAUGACUCAUGGGACGGGGCAUUGGGGCUUGAGACCAGUUAUACCUCCCAGGAGACUCCCCUCUUUCAGCAGCCGGGUAGGUUAAUGUACUCGUCUUCUGUCAGAGAGCAGCGCAGCAGCAACAGCCUCAGCAGCAGCAGCAUCAGCGUCAGCAGCCCCUUUGGUUCACGCCGCGAACGAAUGCCUAUUGCAGAGCGGGACAUCGGCUCGUUUGCUGACGUGGACAGCGACGCCAUGGCACGGCUGGCGCGCGACGCAGCGUCCCUGCUGGCUCUAGACCCGAGUACUGAGGAGGAGCAGAGCAGAGAUAGAGAGUCCAUCCCCCCAGCUUCCUCCUCCAGGCCCAGCAGCCCGUUCUCCGGCCCGCUUUCCGGCCUGCUUCGCCGCUCCAAAACCCCUCCCCGCUCCCCCAACCAGACCCCCCCGCGCACCCCCCCCCGCUCCCCUUCCCAAACCCCCACCCACACCCCUCCUCGCACCCCCCCUGGUGGGCCCAGUUCGAACCGGUUCUUAGAUAAGAGCCGGAGUGCGCGGAUUGACCGGCCGAGUAGCCCGUUAAGGUUUGAUCGGCCGGGGAGUCCGCUGAGGGGGGUGUGGAAUGCGCUAAGGAGCCACGGGGAGGGGGAUAAGGGCGGGUGGGAGAGAAUCGAUGUGGAUGCUGUAGUGCUGGCUAGUGCUGCUGUGAGUAGUCCAGUGGUGGGUAGUGUGGCAGCUGCGGCUAGUGGUGUGGCUGCGAGAGCGGGUGAUCAGUUCUUGCUGAUGAGGGCUAGGACGGACAGUAGACGGAUGGAGGAUCGGGAUGGGGAUGGAGGGGGCAUGGGAGGGUUGUGGGGAGGUAGAGAGAUGGGGGUGGGGGCAGAAGUGACGUCUGCCUGGGAGGAGAGGCUGGCCAAGUUGGAGCAGGUGGCAAAGACCGGAGGGGGAGGAGGAGAGGUAGGAUGGGGAGCAAGAGAAGGAGGAGGAGGAGGAGGAGGCGGAGGAGGAGGGGAAACAGUGGAAGCAGAGAGUGCAGGGGACCUUCCAGUGAGGGCAAGUACAACCGGUAGCAGCUUGCUGGGGGGAGGAGCAGCAGGAGGAGCAGCAGGAGGAGCAGCAGCAGGGGCAGCAGCAGCAGGGGCAGCAGCAGCCGGGGCAGCAGAGGAGAGAGAAGCAGCGCUGGAGAACGCAUGGAUGAUGGCGGAGGGGGGGGACGAGGAGGACACACCAGACUACGACGACUUUCACCGCACUCGAACCUUCACCUCAGCCAUUAUUGCUGGGCUCACCAAGCGAGUCACUGGGCCCAUGGCAGGCUUGGCCAAACGGGAGGAUACAGGCAGUAGUAGCAAGACGGUAGUGCCGAGAACUGCUAGUGAUACGCACAAGGAUGGGGGGAAGGAGGGUCCGGGAAAGGGCGAGGGGAAGCAGGGGAAGUGGUGGGCUUUCAAGGAGAAGGGGGAGGAGAGUGGCAGGGGUGCAGGGGGCGCAGGAUGGGGCAUUUUGACUUCUAAGCAAAAAGCAGGAGAGCCGGGUGGAGUGGCAAAGGUUCAGGCGCAUGGGUAUGGGCAGGAGCAGGAGCAGCAGGGAGCGAUGAAUGCUGCUAAUUUGGGAGUGGCGAAUGCUUCUGCUCAUGUAGCAUCGCACCAUGCACGGCAGAAGUCUCAGGUCUCGUUCGGAUCUGGCGGAGACUCUGCUCUGCUUUCCGGCUUGCCUUCGUUUCUGCGCUCAGUCACCUUCACCUCGGCUGAAGCCCAGGCUCAUAAGCAGCAGCAGCAGCAGCAGCAGCAGCAGCUCUCAACGCACGAGCAUGAGGGAGAGGCACUCAUAGGAUUGAAGGGACAACAGGAACACAUACAGCAAGGGCUACUGGAUCAGCAGGCAGGACCCGACGACCAGCACGUUGACCCCUCACAUCAACACAACCAGCAGCAGCAGCAGCAGCAGCAGAGAGCAGGGUCUGCUGUCAGGUGCAAUUCCCUGGAAGGGGACUUGAGCAGGCACAGCGACGAGUUUCAGAGCAGUGAUCUGCGCAGCAGGAGCAGUGGCAGCGCAGUGGAGCGCCUGAGAGGGGAGGAGGGCGUCUCCAAUCACAGCAGGAGCCUGUCCAGGAUGCGCCCUGGCAGCAGUGGGUCCUUUUCCGGCCACAUGGGCGCUGGUGCUGCUCCUGCUACUACUCCCACUGCCGCUGGUGCUGCUGAUUCCCCUGAUGCCGCUACCAGCCCUGCUGCUGUCACUCCCCGCGUUGCCUACUUCUCCUUUGACAAGUACCGGGAGUCUGUAGCUGGGGGAGGUGCACCCGGGGGAGGUUCUACUGAGGAGCACGACGGGGAGGGACAUCAUCUGCUGUCUCACUCGUUUGGUGGGAGGAGUAGAGGCAGGAGCAGCCUGAGCAGAUAUGGCAGCAGUGGCAGUGGGAGUGGGAGUCUCACUCCCCCCCCUGGAGCAUUGGGAAAAAGUGGCAGCGGCAGCCUAACCCCUCCCCCUCGUUCACUGGGUAAGAGUGGGAGUGGGAGCCUGACUCCCCCUGGCAAUGUGUUUACUGGCAGUGGGAGUCUCACCCCUCCAGGUAACAUGUUUGGUAGGGGCAGCAGGGGGGACCUCACCCCACCAGCAGGGAACGCGUUUAGUAGGAGGCAUGCAGGGGAUUUGACUCCCCCUGGGAGAAGCAAUUACAGCUACAGCCAUAACCACAACCACGGGUAUAAUAACGGCUACAGCCACAAACACAGCAACAGCCACAGCAGCCACAGUUACAGCCACAGCCACGCCAACAACCAAAGCCAUUUUCGCACCCAGAGCCACAGUCACAACCACAACCACAACCAGGACCAGGAACAGGAGCCUCACUGUCAAGAGAUUCAAGACUAUAGCCCGGGCUCCAGCCAAUCCCACUUGCAGCGUGGGUUUCCGCACGUGCGCAGAGGUGUGGAGAGAGUAGCUUCUGACUGUGCAGCAGACAUUGGAGCAAGAGAAAGAGCAGCAAGAGAGAGAGGAGGAGGGGGGUGGGAGGAGGCGCAAGGAGGGGAGGAUAUUCGGGGGCGAACAGGGUCGGGGCGUUUGAGCAGAGAGGGGGGGGGUCUGAGUGCGAGUCUGGGAAGGCGGGCAGGGGAAGGGCGAGGGGGCUCGUUUGGGGAGUGGAGUGAGGCAGGGAGUGGGAGGGAGGCGAGUGGGAGGGACGCGAGUGGGAGGAGCAGCAAGCAGGGGGACAAUGUUCAGGCGCAUACAUUGACGCAUACUCGUGUUUCUCGGGUGGGGAAGGGCGGUCAGGGAGACAAGGGGGCGGUUAGAGGGGUGGAGGAGGAUGAAGAGGAGGAAGGGGAGGGUUAUGGCUCAGGCAGAGUGGAUGCAGGGCGAGGUGUGGAAGCAGGAGCGAGUGGGGCACGACCCAAGUAUGACAGGAAGCUCAGGAGUCGCACCUUUGGUGACCCAGAAGAGCUUUCAGACCUCUACCCUCCCCCCAGCGCCUUCGAGCGAUCGCACUCCACACCCGAGCGCCGGCGGCCCCCCGACCGCCCCUCAACCUCCUCUGCUGCUGCAGGGUCUACUGCCGGGUCCGGUCGGCCUCCCACUCAUCAUGCUCCGUCCGGCUCUUUGUCGCACCAUUCGUCACUGAACAGUCACCUGAGCAAGCAGCGGCACAGGACAGGUGAUUCUGGUGGGCACGUUGGGGCGAGCAGACUGUCAGGGAAACAGCAGAAGAAGCAAGGCCAGCACGAGCAGCAGUAUGAGCUCCAUUAUCAGCAGCAGCAGCAGCAGCAGCAACAGUGGGAGAGGAAACAGCAGAAGGGGACGCAUAAGGAGGCACAGCUGCAUGUGGCGUGGAGAGAUGAGGAGGAGGAGGAUGGUGGGGAAGAAUGGGGCAGGCAGCACCUGCACCCUGUGAAAGGGGGCAGGGAGAGGCGUCAGACUGGAGGGAGGCCAGAGGAGGAGGAGGAGAUGGUUGGAUACAGGGAGGAUGACUGUGAAGGAAACGCAGAGGAGGAGAUAGAGGAGGAGGACGAGGAGAUUGUUCGAUAUAGGGAUGGUGGUGUUAAUGAGAAGGAAGAGGAGGUGGACGAGGAGGAGAGGGGGGAAGAUGGGGGGGGUGGGGAAAAGGUGGUGGAGAAUGGGCGGAGAAGGUGGUCCAGGGAGUGUGGCACAGGUCUGGGGAAGGGAGCCCGAACUAAGGCCGGUCGCAGCAGGCAUGACUGUGGAAGUGAGGGCGAGGAGGAGAAUGCGCGAGGGAGAAUUCCCAAGCAGCAAGAGCGCCCACGGGGAAUGGGGAGAGAAGACAGGGAGUGUGGGUGGGAUGGGCGCAAUGGAAGAGAUGGAGAGCGGCGCCGGCUGCAGGACAGUCAAGAGGGGAGUGAGGAGGAGGGGGUGAGGGUAAUAAUCAGGACAGUGACAAAGGGAGCGUUCUUGAGAAUAGUGAGGAGUGGAGUGGAGAAGAAAAGGAGAGUGAAGGGGUGGAGAGUGGUGACUCGUCCGAGGGUUCUCGUAGGAGCGAGCGUGUCAGGGAGAGAGGGAGGACUGAGAGACACCAUCACUCACUGAGGGAAACCAGUCACAGAGAAGAUAAACAUCAUCACAAUGAGAAUCACAAGAGGGGAGAUCGCUCAAGUGGGUAUAGGGAAUCGGAGGAGUGGGAUUCCAGUGGUCCGGAAAAUGAGAGGGAGCGGGAUGUUGAGGGCUAUGAUCGAAGUAGCAGAGUAGAGAGCCGGGACAGCAAGUAUGGGUACGGCAGCACUGGGGAUUUUCGGCGUGGGGCGGCUGAUACAGGACGGCACAUACACAGAAGAGACGAGGAGGAAAGGGACGAGCAGUACAGAAGUAGAGGUGGUGAUAGGAAGGAGCAGUCACGGGGGAAAAGGGGUCAGGAGAGUGCACGGAAGUAUGGGGAGAGGAGCAAUGGAGAAAAUAGGGAGGUGUACAGCGGGAACGAGGUGGACAGAGUGUAUAGAAGGGAGGAGGAAGAAGAAGACUAUGACGGAGUGUGUAGACGAGAUGACGAAGAUGAGGACGAUGGAGAAGGCGAGGAGGCAUACAGGGAGGGUUCCUCCAGCAGGGUAAGCCACUCUCACCGAGAGAGAAAAGGGGGCGCAGCAAAUGGUGGUGGGCGGCACUCCCGCACCUCAAGCUGGCUGGACCAGAAGAGCCGGUCUCAGCGGCCUGGGCGGCAGCAGCAGUAGGGGGGUUUCGGGAUGGGUGGGGGGCAGUUCACUCUGCUAGAGAAAGAGCAGGCUGGCUCAUCACUGCAAGCUGGUUGGACCAGAAGGGCCGGUCCCACCAGGGGGGCGGAAGCAGCAGUAGCAGGAGCAGCUGCAGCCCGUUCCUUUCAGAGACUUGGGGAGUCCAGCAGGCUGGUUCGUCAGGCUCGUCCUUGUCCUCGUCUUUCCUUGGCCUCUCUGCCCGUCCUCUCCCUGUCUGCCCGUGACUAGGCAGGAGGAGUCUUGCAGAAGCUUCUUGAGGGGUACAGUGAAGCUUCUGUCGCUGUGCCUGUGGUGCAAGCUGCACAGCACAUGUUGAAGGCUGUGCGUGCACAUAUAGAGAAAUCAAAUGUCAAGGCUGGCGAAUUGGUGUUGAUGGUUGUGACAGACAACCCCCACUGUUCCUUCUUGCCUGCAGCCUGCCAUCAGGGAGUAUUUGAAUUAACACCUGCAUUGGCAAAGCCGUAGUUGAUCAAUGAUAACCUCAACCUUGGGGGGAUGCCAACCCUGGUGGUGUGAUUCCUGGACGUACAUGUCAGUACUCCCUGGCCUGCAUUCCACAUCCCUCUGGCAAGUGUUGUCAGCUUAGC